AUGAAGAAGUUUUGCUCAAACGGAAAAGAUAAGAGACAGGGACUUAAAAUGAACGCAUCAUUAACGAACCGAAUCCUGACUCGCGAACUCGCUUCAGUGGGUGCGCUGACUCAGGAAAACAUUCAGAAGGCAAACACGUAUUCGCGCGCUAGCGAGAUACAGGUAGAAGAAUUGCGACUUACUGAAUGGUGUGGAUUCACCGAGCUUACAGAUGAAUGUAAGUUCGGAUUAGCGUUGUUCGAAUUGAGCAGCCCUCACCUCACAACGACGGUUAUCGUGCCCCUAAAAGACAUGAACAUUCAGAGGACAGUCAAUAUCACGCUUAUGCAAGAUAUCAGUGCCGCACGCGUAUGUUUAAAAAGAGGCGGUUAUGUCAGCAUGCCUCUGCAAUACGCGGACACAUUCGGAAUGCGAGCUAUUGCGCAAUUCGUUCACGAAACGGUAAUGGUUGGCAAACUAGUUGAAGACAUAUGUACAAAGAAAUCAGCUAAAGAUCGUUGGCUUCCCAACUUCAUUGAUGAUAUCGAAGAAAUUGAGAAAGUAUUGAACGAUCCCGCCUAUGUACGCGAUCAACUCCCUCCAAUAUAUGACGUAAGAAGAGCUCCGAUUAAGUAUACUACCAUAGGACAAUAUUUAGUUCUAGCGAUGUGCGAAAGAAUACGUAAGAGGAUCAAGUUUGGAAUUGGACUUAGAUCCUUGUUCUAUUCUGUUUCGCUUAUCUCCCGCUUCGCGUUAGAUGGCAAUUUCGUCUCCAUGAAUACGUUGAUCAUGAACGUUGUGAUGUGGAUCAGCGAGGGGACGUGCGAUGACUGCUUGAUUAGUAUGAUGAGGAUACUGAGAGGCAACAAUCAUUGUGAGUACAAUCUGUUCCUUGAAGACUCCUUCUCUAAGUAUAUAAUGAUACAACACAGUGAGACCAUAAAUAUAACCUUCGGACCCAGCUGCACUCCGACUGGGAUAGCAGAUUCACCUCAUAACAUGAGAAAGAUCAGUGUGAGAACCAUAGGAACGCACGCCUUCCUUACAUCUCCUGAAGCCGAGCGAAGAGUCAAAGUCGCAAUCGGCUUCACCGAAAAUUACCCUAUGAUGAAGUUAUACCCAACACUCAGACAGGCGAUCAGCCUCAGAACCAUUAUGGACUUGCAUGCACGUGUACUCAGAGCUCACAGCUGGGGGUCAAGCGUUGCUGCCUUCAACGCAUGGUUUUCCGAUAGACGCAUCACACUCGACACGAGCUCCAACGAUCUCCUGGACGUUAUGAUAAAAGAUCUGUGCGAAAUCAGGAAGCUAAAUCUCAACGCAAGAGCUGCCGCAUCCCAUGUAAUAUGCCUGUUAAUUCGUGGCGUGUUGCCCAAAGAGAUGGUGACUGCAUACAACUUUCGGCCGAAAAAUGAGCGGGCGCACGAAUUUCUUGUGCGAUUCGUUUUCCAAAUUUCUCCAUCUUCCAUAGCCAUGCGAUUUGCCGAUAUGCUUUUCGAAAGAUUCAUCUCCGCAACACCUGCGGAACGUAGGCUCGAGAUUUCCUUUACAUUAGAAAAUUAA
This is a messenger RNA of Arctia plantaginis, 1542 nucleotides long. The record is from the annotation of a GenBank genome assembly. NCBI's taxonomy places the organism in Eukaryota, Metazoa, Arthropoda, Insecta, Lepidoptera, Erebidae.